UACCUUAGCCUGCCUUGUGUAGGGUUGUGGAGAUACCCCUGCCCUUCCUUACAUCCCUAUCAGCUAUAAUCUCUCUCAUGUCUAUUGGUACUUGAGCUGACAGAAACCCACCAAGUUCUCCUGGGAAGACACUUGGCUUAGAAAGAUCACAGUUGAGUUGAGGGAUUCAUGGGCCAUUUUAGUUUAGAUCAGAUAGCAAUCUAAGGGCUGUUCCAAUUCAAGAUUCUAGAAUUCCAUAAAAGGCCACCCAUUAGGGUACACUUAGAGAAACCCCUAAGCAAAUUCACUGGCUGCUAUUUCAACACUUUGUAUGACAGUGCUUUUCGCAAGCACCUUUGUUCCUAGAGUUUGAUCUGCACUGCUAUUAGGAUGCCUGCAUGCAAGAGGGAACCGGCCUUGAGUUUGUUUGUUUGUUUUUCGUUUUUAACUGGUCUGGCCUCAAUUAUUUUCUAGCAUUUGAGGUUUUGGGCAUUCUAAACUCAUAAUGACUCAUUUUAACUCAUGAUGAACCUUGUUCUCUUGAUAUGCAUUUUAGAAGACAAAUCUGACCUUGAAAACAGUGUGAUGCAGAAGAAAAUAAAAAUCCCCAAGCUUUCUCUUAAUCAUGUAGAAGAAGAUGGAGAGGUUAAAGAUUAUGGGGAAGAAGAUUUACAGCUUAGACACAUCAAGAGACCUGAGGGGCGGAAGCCGAGCGAAGUGGCGCACAAGAGCAUCGAGGCCGUGGUGGCUCGGCUAGAGAAGCAGAACGGCCUGAGCCUGGGCCAUAGCACGUGUCCGGAAGAGGUCUUCGUGGAGGCCUCGCCAGGCACAGAGGACAUGGACAGUCUAGAAGAUGCUGUGGUGCCCCGGGCUCUGUAUGAGGAGCUGCUGCGCAAUUACCAGCAGCAGCAGGAAGAGAUGCGCCACCUCCAGCAGGAGCUGGAGCGGACUCGCAGGCAGCUGGUACAACAGGCCAAGAAGCUCAAGGAGUACGGGGCACUUGUGUCUGAAAUGAAGGAGCUCCGUGACCUCAACCGGAGGCUCCAGGACGUGCUGCUCCUGCGGCUUGGCAGCGACAAUCUCCGGGAAGGGGCAGAGCAGAAGGUGGUAUUCAUCACAGGUCGAGUCCACCCAGGGGAAACACCGUCAUCAUUCGUGUGCCAAGGGAUCAUUGACUUCCUCGUAAGCCAGCACCCUAUUGCCCGUGUCCUCCGAGAAUACCUGGUCUUCAAGAUCGCACCAAUGCUCAAUCCUGAUGGAGUCUACCUGGGCAAUUACAGGUGUUCUCUGAUGGGGUUUGAUCUGAAUCGUCACUGGCUGGAUCCCUCUCCAUGGGUCCACCCUACCCUGCAUGGAGUGAAACAACUCAUCGUCCAGAUGUACAAUGACCCAAAAACAUUUUUUUAGUUUUAUAUUGACAUCCACGCCCACUCCACCAUGAUGAAUGGCUUCAUUUUUUUCAACAUCUUUGAGGAUGAGGAACGGUUUCAGAGGCAGGCCAUUUUUCCUUUUUUUCUCUGCCAGAAUGCUGAGGACUUCUCCUAUUCCAGCACAUCCUUUAACCGGGACGCUGUGAAAGCAGGAACUGGCCGUCGCUUCCUCGGUGGACUCCUGGACCACACUUCCUAUUGCUACACCCUAGAGGUCUCCUUCUACAGCUACAUCAUCAGUGGCACCACGGCUGCUGUGCCCUACACUGAAGAAGCCUAUAUGAAGCUGGGGCGGAACGUGGCAAGAACCUUUUUGGACUAUUAUCGGCUGAACCCCAUGGUUGAAAAGGUGGCAAUUCCCAUGCCGAGACUACGGAAAGAAAAAUCCCCUCCUUACAAGCACCCACUCCUGCGGGGCCCAGCCAGCAACUAUCCCAACGGCAAAGGGGACAAGAAGAGCUCAGUGAACCACAAAGACCCUUCAACCCCUUUUUAAAGACACGGAGUCCUGGGAGGUCUUAUGGGGACAGGAGCGUGCAUUUUCUGCUGGGGAAUGAAAUUAAUCACUCUUUUUUAGCUUCCGAGGAUUUGUGGAUUAAUGCAUAGGCUAGUGAAAGGGAAGGGAUACAAUGAGAAACUUCAUCAUUGAUUUUCCCUUUUUCCAAUGGAAAAUCAAUUGUAAGCCUUCAGCUCAAAAAGCUCAGGAACAAAAUAGGAGACUGGAACCAGGUGAGCACAGAUGCUAUUUUCUAUAACACAGAGAUCUUCCAAGAUGAGGAAAACCUACACAUCCCUUUUAAGAUACUUGACACAUAUCAGGUCAGUUCUUUCAAAGCCACUUUACAUUUUUAAGUUUUAUAGUUACUGCAGAUGGUUACCUUUUAAAUAGGCUUGAUUGUUUACAGAUUUAGAAAUGCAGUGUUUGUAUUUUCUGAUCCAAAACAACAGCAACAACACAUGCAACCCAAGGGCAAAUGCAUCCUAGGGAACAAUGGGACAGGAUUUUUGAAAUCACAGUGGACUUAAAUAUAUGGUCACUGUAUCUAAGCUGCAUGCUUCCUGAUUCCCUCAAACCCCAGCAUGCAGAUUUAGAAAACUGUGCUGAGAGCUAUUUCCCUAUUUCCUGGGUAGUUUAAUUAAAAUUUUAGCUCCAAAGACAAAAACGCACUGGUCCUUCAUUUUAAAAGGUUUAUUAUGGUUAGUCUCCAGAUCCCAGGAGACAGAGAUUAAGCGUGGCCCCUGAAGAUGUGGGCAUUGCUAAUCUACAAUGAGGAAAGUGUGAUUGCCAGGCAAGGAAGAUGCAAAAGACACAAGGAUGCACCCUGAGGCAGGGAGGAAUGAUAAAAUAAAAUGGUAGUAGCAAUUCCCAAGGUGUAGCAAGCUAAAUAUUGUGCAUUUUUUGUGAAGAGUAAAGUGCCUUUGUAUGAUGAAUGGGUCCAGGGGAGUCUGCUCCCUUCCUGUCUGUGGAAACAGCAGGCUGAGUCACCAUGACAGCCUGCUAAUUAAAAUGACCUCCCGGAAAUGAGGAUUAGAAGACGGGGAGAGGCAGGGAGGCUCCAGGGAGGAAAAGCCCUUAGCAUAAAGCUCCACUAAAGCAUUUUUUGUUUGUUUGUUUGUUUGGGUUGGAGAUUAUUGAAGUUUGCUACAAAAAUCAAAAGCAAAACUUGUUCUCCUUUGCAUGCUGGUUUUCAGAAAUAAUAACAAAGAGCCAUAUGUUGAUUGGCUACAAAUGUCAUGUUGUACAUACAGCCUCUCCCCUGGGUUCGUUUUGCCCAUAGGAACACAAAUAAAGUGUUUUGUGCAGCUCUUCUGUUCCUCUGAGCAUUCUUGGCACCUUUCCCUUUCGGUCUCCCACUGCUCAAGAACCAACAGGCAAACCCCCAAACUGGUAUAACCCUGACUUUGAGGUCAAGGACUUUGUUAUCAAAAUAAGGGACAACAGUCAAGUCUUGAUUUCCAGCAGUUCCCAUGUCAAAGUCCCGGGGAGUUUAAUUGACUGCAACCAGCUUGGCAUGCACCAAGAGUGUGUCAGUCUUUUGGAAAUGAUAGCAUUAUUUUAGAUAGCAUGAAAAGAGGCAGAGUGCAUAAAAUGAGAGAGACAAUAGUCUGGAUCCAUGUUUCCUUGGCCAGGUCACUUCCAUAAUGUUGUGAUCAUAUAUUGGCCCAUAUAUUUAAAACUACAUUGAUUAAUUGGAUCAUAGACUACACAAACAGCAGGUAUAAUGAUGAUUUAAGAGCAAAAACUUGGAUCCAGGUAACUUUGGCUCAUUCUGCAUUCAAACCCUACUUCUAUUUCUUUAAAACUGUGUGAUCUUAGGCAAGUUAUUUAACAUCUCUAGAUCUUAGUUUCCUCGCCUGAAAGAUGGUCAUAGUAAUACUUACCUUGCUAUAAUAGUUAUGAAAGUUUAAUGAACUUAGGUGUGGAAAAAGUAGGCAAAAAUCUUUAUGUGCUCACUAAAUGGUAGCUUUGAUCAUUUGGAAUAUGACUAGGAAAGUGAGGUGUCUGCAAAUCCUUCCCCAUUAGAAAGGAAUGGAGCAGUUUAUUGUUUAAAAUAAAAAAUAAGAGUGAGUGUGAAUAGGAAAGAAAGAUCACAGUCUCCAAAAAGUUAAAGGGACAUCAUUGGACAAAAGAAGCAAACUUGUUCCGUGUUGUCCAGAGGUAAUAACCAAAUCUGGGGAGUGAGUCUCAGUAAGAUAGAUUUCUUCUCAGGAUGAGGAAAACUUUUAGUGAAUUGAAUUGCCAACCACUGGAUGGGCUCCUUUGGAAGACCAUGAACUCCCCAUCACCACAGGAGUGUAAGAAGAGUCUGAACGACAUCUGUCUGGGAGGAAAUAGAGGGGACUCCCUUUCUAGGAGGAUGCUGGGUUGGAAGUUGGAUGCUCCAAAGCGUCGCCUCAUGUCAUUUCUCUGGACUGGGAUGACAUGGGACAGGAUGUUACAUUUCUGGAUGUCAGCAAAUGGAGUGUACAGUAUAGCACUUAAUGCUAGACACAGUGAUAUUAACUGUCUCUGAAUCAUAGCAUAUGGGCUCUGCUAAAAUUUCCCAUUC
Messenger RNA from Cercocebus atys (sooty mangabey), 4459 nucleotides. Its product is annotated as cytosolic carboxypeptidase 6-like. Gene Ontology annotation, molecular function: zinc ion binding; metallocarboxypeptidase activity. The record is from RefSeq and is a predicted model, not a curated record. Gene Ontology annotation, biological process: proteolysis. Lineage: Eukaryota; Metazoa; Chordata; Mammalia; Primates; Cercopithecidae. The transcript is spliced from 9 exons.